AUGGAGUGGACAGACGUGCUUCAGCACAGAGAUAAUCAUAUUGCAACACAAACUACCUUUGGAACCAGUCCGACUAGAAGGUUAUUCAACGAUAUACCCAAUAUGCCCACUACGGCUACCACCACCCCUUUAAAGGGAAGAUUAUAUGAUGCUAUGGUGAGUGGCGAGAAAUGCGAGACCAUCACCAUCAAUCCGGCAAGUCACGAACUGGAUCACCAAAACGAAGAAGCAUCAAAACAGGUUACGUCUUGGGAUAUAUGGUGGUCAAUGAUUUUGACAGUUUUGGGGAAGGAUAAAAUGGCAAGAAUGGCUCAAUAUCUGCUUCGAUUGAUUGUUUAUUAUGCAAACAAGAGUGAAACAUAUUUAAGUGAUGAAUCUAUCAAUUUACAACUGAUUCUUAAUCGAUAUAAUGAUAGAGAGAAACAGUUGAAUAUAUUUCGGAAUUUGUUUAAACAUCCUCAAAACUUUGCUAGAAUUGCAACCAUUCUUGGAUGUCAUGUGUUACAACAAAGAGUUAAAGCAGUGGUGCCUGCGUUAUCACUUUUCAGACAAAUGCUUAGAACUGGGAAAUCACCUUUUAGAAUCCGAAAUUUGGUUGUGGCUUUGAAAAACGCCAUAGCACCAGAUGGUUCAAGUAUCAAUUGGCAGAAACUUUUGGUCAAAAAGAAUAUAAGUGAUCUUACUGGACUUUACUAUAAUAUUUGUGAUGAAUAUUUAUUACUUUAUAAACUUAAAUUGGUCCAUAAUCGUGAGAUGCAUACAUGGGCAUCGAGACACGAAAUGAUAGCAUGGUUUGUGGAAACUUGUUUUGCUCUUAAUACCACCUGGAAAAAUCUACAAGAGUUAUCUGAAGAAGAAAUGGAUUUGAAGAUUCAAUCUCAAGUUAAGCAAAGAGCUCGGGUGCUUAGUCGACUGAUUCUUGGUUCAGGGUCGGCAGUCAUUAAUCAUAAUACUACUACUACUAAUAACAAUAAUAAUAAUAGUGGUAAUGUUGCUGCCACCACCACUCAAAUAGAGGGCUUGAUUCCAGGUAGUGGUUCAAAUAGUAUGUCCAGCAGCAUUAUGAGUUCUUAUCUGACACAUGAAGAUUCCAAAGAGGAAUUGAAACAAAUGAAAGAUCUUCAAUUCAAAAAGUAUUCCAAUUAUAUGGAUUUGUAUAAAUUGAUAUCCGAUUUUGCAUUCUGUUUCUAUCUGGUAUUUAAAGUACCGUUACCCUUUGGUUCUUUGCAGAUUAUAUUAGGUGUGAUGUCCAGUUCAUUCAGUUUACACAAGAUAUAUCGUGAACAACGGAAGAAGUUGGUUGACCGUAAACGGGCCGAACUUUCCAAACAAUAA
Messenger RNA from Lizanozyma spartinae, 1335 nucleotides. RefSeq lists its product as uncharacterized. Bases 1 to 1335 code for a protein of 444 amino acids. The record is from RefSeq and is a predicted model, not a curated record. Lineage: Eukaryota; Fungi; Ascomycota; Pichiomycetes; Serinales; Debaryomycetaceae. The transcript is spliced from 2 exons. Gene Ontology annotation, cellular component: peroxisomal membrane. Gene Ontology annotation, biological process: regulation of peroxisome size; peroxisome fission.